Eurytemora carolleeae is the source of this 4294-nucleotide messenger RNA. RefSeq lists its product as uncharacterized. Lineage: Eukaryota; Metazoa; Arthropoda; Copepoda; Calanoida; Temoridae. Gene Ontology annotation, molecular function: zinc ion binding; nucleic acid binding. The record is from RefSeq and is a predicted model, not a curated record. The transcript is spliced from 23 exons. Bases 109 to 2640 code for a protein of 843 amino acids.
UAUUUGCAGAAAAGAUGGGACCUGGCUUAUGAUUUGAGCAGAAGAAGAUAUGUAUGGAGCGUGAAUUAAGUGAAGCUGCAUUAAUAAUGAGUUAAACUAAUGUGCUAAAUGUACACAACCAAGAUGAGACGAGAUAUAUCGUCAAUACCUCCUUCUAUGCAUUCAGGAGAGGGAGGUGAAGGAUGUGAAGUGGUAGAAGGAGGAGAAGGUGGAGAAGGUGGAAUAUGUAAUUGUCAAGUUUAUCUAGAUCCAUUCCCAGCACCAGGCACAUUUUCUUGGAGAUGUGGUCUUCAUCAUUACUGCAGAGUAUGUAAUACCCAGCUCAACUCAUGUAAACAAACAAGGAUUCACGUUGAGGGAAAGAAACACGAGAAAAGACUUUCUCAUCUAAAAUAUAGCUUAGAGAAUACUGAUAAUUCUACUCCAAUAUAUCAGACCGGAUUAAACGGACUAAACGGAUUGAAUCCUCACAACGGAAUUCUGAACCCUGUCGGACAGGUUAGUUCAAUGCUAUCUACCGGUCUACCUACUCAUAUAUAUACCUACCCUCCACCCUGCCCUACCUACCAGAGUGCAGCGUACUACUAUCCCCCGACCUCUAUUCCAACCUACUCCUACCCCUGUACAGAAUAUAACUCCCAACCCUCUCCACCUACCCAGCAACAACAGCAGAGAGGGAGAACCAACCAUGCAACCACAACAACUCAUGGAGUUAUGUCACCUAGCCUCACUUCAGGAUUUUCUGGAAGUGGUGAUUGCAAAAGUACGGAGACUUGUUCACUGGCAAGUUAUAGCAGUACCCCCCACCCCCUUCACCAGUCAGCGGAAUCCAGUGAAAGUCAAACAGAACAGCAUUCUCCCAUUAGAGGAACUAGUAGCCAGCACACAGCAACUAGACAUACAAACCUACCUAGGGUAUCAGUGGAAGAGUCCCAGAGAGUCAGUUGCAAGGUUUGCAAUGUUUCUUUUCCUUCCUCAGCAGUUCUACAUCAUCAUAUCAUUGGAAGCAGGCAUAUUAAAAAGGUGAGAGCUCUCCGUGUAUUCAGAGAACUACAGGAGAAUGGAGUUGAGUUUAGAGCUCAGGAACCAACAGGAGAUAUUCGGUGUGAGGUUUGUGAGGUUUCUGUUAAUUCAUCCCAUCAACUCCAGGCGCAUAUGUCUGGGCAUAAACACAAGGCCCGGUGUUCUCGUCAAGGAGUAAAGCCCUCUCAAGCAGUAAUAUCACCUUCCACCAGACUAUUAACCCCUGGGUCCUCUACAGCCCCGUCCUCUACUCCAAGUGAAGCAAGUGCACCUGUUCGCACUUCUUCCAUUCUAGUCGGCAGGCCAAAAUUUGGUUCCCGACCGAACCUUUAUAGUUCUAGUAGACACAGUUCUACACCUAGACAGAGGUUUACAGGACUACAGACAACUAAAUCUAGAAGAACUUCAACUAAACUCUCACAAUCUAAGUCGUCCGGAGUAAAGGUGUCGACAUCUAAGUCGUCAGGACUAAAAGUGUCAGCAACUAAGUGGUCAGGAGUAAAGGUGUCAGCUACAGCAAGGAUGUCAAGUGCUGGAAAGCUGUCAAAUGAUAAUAAAAUGUCUGGAAGCCUCCGGAAGUCUACUUCUAGUAAUUUCAAGUCAAGAGUAGUUCUACGAAAAAAUCAAUCUCGAGCAUCUACAGAGAAUUAUACAGAAACCGAAGAUGAGUCCUCAGGUGGACUUGUAGAUGGUAAGGAUGGGACGGAACACGAGGAGAAGGACGAGAAGGACGAGAAGGACAAGAAGGAGGUUGAAGAGGAAAAGGAUAUUGAAGAAGGAGUCUGUUUGCUCAACCAGAAGGAAAAUGAAGAAAACCAGAAAGACAGGGUAGAGACGAAACAGGUGUAUAAAGAUGAGAGGCAGAAUGAAGAUGAGGAUGAGGGGGAGGAUGAGGCGGAGGAGGAUCAAGAUCAGGAUGAAUCCGAUAUUAUGUCAGAUGAAGCCAAGGAGAGUGCAGGAGACUGCAGUCCAGGGCUUGUAAAACAAAAUGACGGUUUAGCUCAUGGCUCUCAAGAAGAAACCUCCAGGAGGCUGAAUGGGUCCUCCAGACGUGUCUCCAGUUCGAAUCCUGGAGGUAGUAGCUGGGAUCAAGGAGGCAGGAUGUGGACUGGACGUGACCAUGGAUGGAAUGAAGGGGAGCGUAUAUCCUCUACCUCAAAUCUAACCCAAUCCAGGAGAAAAUAUCAGUCCUGCUUCUCAUUAAAUAAGAAGGAAGGGGAGAAUAGACAAACUAAAUCUACAGGAGAACUCCAAGGCUUCUGGUGUACUGUAUGUCAGAUUAGUCUAAACAGUAAAUCCCAGAUGUCCCAGCAUCAGAGUUCUAGCCGGCAUCAGAUGCGACAGUUUGAGCAGUCUAGGGGAAAGCAAGCCGUUGUGUCUAGAGGUGUCGGAGGAGGUGUUGGAGGAGGAGGAGGUGUGUGUGGAGGAUUCCUAUAUCCUCCUCCUGGUUGUCAGCACUCUGCUCAAUUAGAUGUCUCUCAGCAUUAUCUACCUAAGGUUGACCGGGUACUGAGGGAUAUUCCUAUGCUCAAUAUGUUCCUACAACGGCUUCAGCAACAUCAUUACUUCCCACCCAUCAGGGAUGAAGAGGAAGUAGUGAGAGAAGAGGGACGUUAACAAAAUAACAUCCCUAUCUGGUCCAGGGACCACCCUCCCUAUCUGGUCCAGGGACCACCCUCCCUAUCUAGUUCAAGGCCCACAAUCCCUAUCUGGUCCAAGGCCUUCUGUCCCUAUCUGGUCCAAGGCCUUCUGUCCCUAUCUGGUCCAGGGUAUGCCCUCAUUAAUUGGUCUAGGGCUCAACUCCAACAGGGUCCAAUAUUCCUAACUGGUCCAGGGCCCCACCUCCCAAUCUGAUCGAGGGCCCCACCUCCCUAUCUGAUCGAGGGCCCCACCUCCCUAUCUGAUCGAGGGCCCACCUCCCUAUCUGGUCCAUCUGGUCCAAGGGCCGAUUUCCUUAGUUAGUCUAGGGCCCGACCAGGUUUUAUUCCUCCCUGGGCUAAAGUUUGAACUCACUUCUCUCCCAAUCUUUAAUCUAUUCUUAACAGGUUUUGAGCCGAAUCUGUUUUCUUUAUGCAUAGUUUUUAAUCUGAUUUUAAAUAUUUCUAUUACGGUGACAUUUCAGAAGGUUUUAUGCACUAUUUUUCAUAAUUUUAUUUUGAAAUGUUAUGUUUUUGAUCAUUAAAAUUUUAUUUGUGUUAAGAUUUCAAAACAUAUGUCACCCAUUUUACUUUAAUUAAAACUUAAAACUAUUUUACUAAAAUAAAAAUGUGCUGGUAAGCAUAAACCCUACUUUAAACAUUUACGAUUUUGGUGUUUUCACCUUUUUUAUUCACAAAACACUUUUAAUGGGGAUCAUUAAUCAGCUUGUGUUUGAGUGAUCAAUCAUAAAUCAGCUGUUAAGAGGUAUUCAUUUAUUGCAGCAGAAUUGAAUCAGCUGAUAAAUGAAUUAUCAUAAAACAGCUGUUAAUGAGUAAUUAUAAAACAGCUGUUUAUGGGUGAUUAUGAACCAGCUGUUAUUAUGAGAAUUCAUGAAACAGCUAUUUAAUGGUAAUCAUAAAUAGCUGUUAAUGGGUAAUAAUAAAACAGCUGUUAAUGGAUAAUCAUAAAACAGCUGUUAAUGGGUAAUCAUACAACAACUGUUAAUGGAUAAUCAUAAAACAGCUGUUAAUGGGUAAUCAUUAAACAGAUGUUAAUGGGUAAUCAUAAAACAGCUGUUAAUGGAUAAUCAUAAAACAGCUGUUAAUGGAUAAUCACAAAACAGCUCUUAAUGUAUAAUCAUAAAACAGCUGUUAAUGGGUAAUCAUAAAACAGAUGUUAAUGGGUAAUCAUAAAACAGAUGUUCAUGGUAAAUCAUAAACAAGCUGAUGUAUGUGUACUCGUUAAUCAGAUCAGCUGAUAAUGGGCAAUCAUAAAUCAGCUGAUGUAUGUGUACUCGUUAAUCAGCGGUGAGUGAGUAAUCAAGAAACAACUUGAAAAAAGUAUUGACAAUAUCCAAAAAUUCUUAGUUUGAUCAAAAUAAAAUUUAACCAAGAUGUUUUUUGCAACAAAUAUUUCAUUCUUAAGUUUUAUUCAUUUCUCCCAAAUUUUGUUAAAUUCAUUUGUCUACUUUUUAAUUGUUUGAAAUCAAUAUGUUUAGCUUUCCAAGAACAUUUUAGUUUGAAAUUUACUUUACAUAUAUAAAUAGAAGCUCUUCUUCAAUAUAUAGAUAUACGUUUGUAUAUUAUGUAAGUUCUUCUAGAUUAUUUAACUAGAAGCUCUUCCAAGUAUAUAU